AUGGCUGAGCCCCUAAAAGAGGAUGGUGGUGAAGAUGGUUCCGGGGAGCCCCCAGGGCAGGUGAAGGUGGAGUCUGCCAAUCCUGCAGCCUCGGUGACCGCCAAGAACCUCGCUCUGCUUAAAGCCCGCUCCUUUGAUGUCACCUUUGACGUAGGCGACGAGUAUGAGAUCAUCGAGACCAUAGGCAAUGGGGCCUAUGGGGUGGUGUCUUCUGCUCGCCGCCGCCACACUGGUCAGCAGGUGGCCAUCAAGAAGAUCCCUAAUGCCUUUGAUGUGGUGACCAAUGCCAAGCGAACCCUCCGGGAGCUGAAGAUCCUUAAACACUUCAAGCAUGACAACAUCAUUGCCAUUAAGGACAUCCUGAGGCCCAUGGUGCCCUAUGGCGAGUUCAAAUCUGUUUAUGUGGUCCUGGACCUGAUGGAGAGUGACCUGCACCAGAUUAUCCACUCUUCACAGCCACUCACUUUGGAGCAUGUGCGCUACUUCCUUUACCAGCUGCUUCGAGGCCUCAAGUACAUGCACUCAGCUCAGGUCAUCCACCGUGACCUCAAACCCUCAAACUUGUUAGUGAAUGAGAACUGUGAGCUCAAGAUUGGGGACUUUGGCAUGGCCCGUGGACUCUGCACAUCACCUGCUGAACACCAGUACUUCAUGACUGAGUAUGUGGCCACACGCUGGUACCGAGCCCCUGAGCUCAUGCUCUCGUUGCAUGAGUACACACAGGCUAUUGACCUGUGGUCUGUAGGCUGCAUUUUUGGUGAGAUGUUGGCCCGACGCCAGCUCUUUCCGGGUAAAAAUUACGUGCACCAGCUACAGUUGAUCAUGAUGGUGCUAGGUACUCCAUCACCAGCUGUGAUUCAGGCUGUAGGGGCUGAGAGAGUACGGGCUUAUAUCCAGAGUCUGCCACCGCGCCAGCCUCUGCCCUGGGAGACGGUGUACCCAGGAGCUGAUCGUCAGGCCCUCUCACUCUUGGGCCGCAUGCUGCGUUUCGAGCCGGGUUCCCGCAUCUCAGCAGCUGCUGCCCUGCGACACCCCUUUCUAGCCAAGUACCAUGACCCUGAUGAUGAGCCUGAUUGUGCCCCACCCUUUGACUUUGCCUUUGACCGUGAAGCCCUCACUCGGGAGCGCAUUAAGGAGGCUAUAGUGGCUGAGAUUGAGGACUUCCAUGCCCGGCGUGAGGGCAUCCGCCAGCAGAUCCGCUUCCAGCCUUCCCUGCAGCCUGUAGCCAGUGAGCCUGGCUGUUCUGACAUUGAGAUGCCCAGUCCUUGGGCACCUGGUGGGGACUGUGCCAUGGAGUCACCUCCACCAGCUCCACCAUCAUGCUCUGUACCCAACACCAUUGAUCUGACUGUCCAUCCAUCCUUGCCUGCCAGUGAGCUGGUCCCUCCAAAGAGAGAGGGUGCUAUCUCAGACAAUACCAAGGCAGCCCUGAAAGCCGCUCUCCUGAAGUCCCUGCGGAAUCGACUCAAAGAUGGCCCUAGUGUCUCUCUGGAGGUCCCUGAGCCUCGGAAACCAGUGACGGCUCAGGAGCGACAGCGGGAGCGGGAGGAAAAGAGGCGACGACGGCAGGAGCGGGCCAAAGAGCGGGAGAAGCGGCGGCAGGAGCGGGAACGAAAGGAGCGGGGAGCUGGGGCUACUGGUGCUCCCUCCACUGAUCCUCUGGCCGGGCUGGUGCUCAGUGAUAAUGAUCGCAGCCUGCUGGAGCGUUGGACUCGCAUGGCUCGGCCUCCAGCCCAGCCUGCCAGUUCUGCCACUGGCCCUGUAGCCCAGCCCAUUGAUCCCCCACCUCAACUUGCAGACUCUGUUCCUGGUCCUGUACUCCAGCCUGCCUGCCCACCCCCUGAGCCUACUUCGCACCCCACUGGCCCUUCUGAACCCAUCCCUGGCCCUGCUUUACUGCAGUCCACUUCUAGCCUCCUGGCUCCUCAGCUGCUUGUGCCACCCCCUGGGCUACCUGGCCACAGCACCUUGGGAGUCCUGCCUUACUUCCCAUCAUCUGGCCCACCCCCUUUAGAUCCUGGGGGGGUCCCUCAACUAUCCACCUCAGAGUCACCUGAUGUCAACCUGGUAACCCAGCAACUGUCCAAGUCGCAGGUGGAGGAUCCUCUACCCCCUGUGUUCUCAGGCACUCCAAAGGGCAGUGGAGCUGGCUAUGGUGUUGGCUUUGACCUGGAGGAGUUCUUGAACCAGUCUUUUGACAUGGGCAUGGCAGAUGGACCCCAGGAUGGCCAGGCGGACUCAGCCUCUCUGUCAGCCUCCCUGCUUGCUGACUGGCUAGAGGGUCAUGGCAUGAACCCCUCUGACAUCGAGUCACUGCAACGUGAGAUCCAGAUGGACUCCCCGAUGCUGCUGGCUGACCUUCCUGACCUCCAGGAGCCUUGA
Messenger RNA from Chrysochloris asiatica (Cape golden mole), 2382 nucleotides. It is a transcript of the gene MAPK7, whose product is annotated as mitogen-activated protein kinase 7. The transcript has 6 exons. Gene Ontology annotation, biological process: intracellular signal transduction; cell surface receptor signaling pathway; protein phosphorylation. Bases 1 to 2382 code for a protein of 793 amino acids. Gene Ontology annotation, cellular component: cytoplasm; nucleus. Gene Ontology annotation, molecular function: MAP kinase activity; ATP binding. The record is from RefSeq and is a predicted model, not a curated record. Lineage: Eukaryota; Metazoa; Chordata; Mammalia; Afrosoricida; Chrysochloridae.